Molecule: messenger RNA, 4338 nt
Organism: Ustilago hordei
Lineage: Eukaryota; Fungi; Basidiomycota; Ustilaginomycetes; Ustilaginales; Ustilaginaceae
Exons: 2
Coding region: 1-4338 (1445 amino acids)
Biological process (GO): DNA integration
Molecular function (GO): nucleic acid binding
Source: RefSeq, a predicted model, not a curated record
AUGGUAGAAGACACCGAAAUGAGGACUAAAGGAAGCAGAAAAGGCAAGAACACCCAGGUUCGGGUCGACAAUAAUGCCACGAGCGAGAACGAGCCGGAGGCCAUCAACGAUGAAGCCGACGGAGACACCGAUUCCGACUCCGACUUUGAUGAUGGCGACAAGCGAUAUAACUUUCGCACCCUAGCAAAGCUCCUUGAACCUGUGCCAAAGCUCACGUCACGAAACUACCAUAGCUGGAGCGCUCACGUGAAAUCUUUCCUCCGAUCCGUGCCUCAUGCGAUGAAACAUCUCGAGGGAACGUACGACAAGAAACACCCGAAAUGGAGCCGCUCCCUUGACGAUGCUUUAAUUAACGCCCUGCGUGGAACAAUCGAUACUACCGGAGAACACAAUGUAAACUACCUCGUUCUAGAUGUAAUCAAGGAGUACCUUACUUUCAACCAAGUAUGGAGAAAGAUCGAAAACGGUCUCACGAAUGAAGCCACCAAGACGUCCCACAGACUUGCGCUUAUCUCGCAACUCAACGAUGCAAAGAUGUUUCACUCGGAUGCCAGAAAGCUAAUCCAAGAGAUCCGGUCCAUACAAACUGAAAGCAGUCUCCUCGGAAAACCAUUCGCCGAUGAUACAUUGUUCUCGGCCCUGCAGAAAUGCACGAUCCGGCAUCCGGUGUACAAGGAGACGGUUGCCACCGUCCAUCAAAUCGACUUCAACGCCCUUGCCACCGCAUUAAGCAUCCGGCAGACUGCUGUCGAGAGUGUCCCCGCACAAAGGAUCGACCCCCGACAAGCCAGCGCUAGAACCGCCGGCAACGACGAUCAAAAUGAACGGGCCGGAGAGACCGAAGCCGAAGCCGACAACAGCCACGCGAGCCCGAGGAACGCAAGCAAACCACGCCGAAUCCGAUGCUGGAUCUGCAAGCGACCGGGACAUGGUAUCAGCCAAUGCGACGCCUUGGAAGCGUGGUGCUCCCUCACCCUCCCAAUGAAAUGGCAGGACCCCUCGAACCCAAAAGAAACAGCUCAUUGGAUCUUGGACUCGGGGGCGAGUUAUCAUAUGGUGAACGACUACAGCAUGCUCAUUCACCCGAGAACUUGCCGAAAGCGGAUAAUUACCGCCGGAAGCGAGGUCUUGGAAGCGGCAGCUAUAGGAGAUGCGAGCAUAUCAACAGAUUACGGGGAAAUCCCUCUGCAAAAUGUAUUGUAUGUAAAGCACCUUAAUGUUAACCUUCUGUCAACAAAUUCAUUAACGGAUGAAGGAGCACGAGUGAUAUUGGACACAACCGGCGGCCAAAUUUUCCUAACAAACGGCAUGACACUUAAGAUUGCAAAGAAUCGCGAGCGAGGACUUCUGGAGUUCCGAGGCGACACAUGGCAAGAAAGCGCGAUGGCCACAUCAGCACCAUUGUUUGAAGGUGUUGAUGAGGAGUUCGAGCAUAUUAAGAAUGAGCCGAAAGUUUCAAAGCAACAACUAUGGCAUGAGCGUCUCGGGCACCCAGGAAGAGAUAAAGCUAAGGCGAUCACAAACAAGUUAAAGGAUAAGCAUACCAUGAAAUUGGAUCCAAACACCGCUCUGACAUGUGAGCAGUGCGUACGAUCCAAGAGCAAAAGCGCUCGGAUGGGGAAAGGUAGCGGCGAGAGAGCCGUAGGGCCCCUGGAUCUUAUCCACGUCGAUCUAAUAAUAGACUCGUCCCACGUGACGGAGUACACAUGCACGUUGGUGCUGGUCGACGAUCAUAGCAAGUAUGUGUAUGCACAGCCAUUGACACGAAAGAGUCAUGCCUUUAUGCAACUUAAAAGGAUUGUUUCGUUCCUGGAGACACAGACGGAUCGGAAGCUAAAAGCGAUCCGAUCCGAUCAAGGAACAGAAUGGAAAAGCAAUGAUGCAUUAGAAUGGUCGCUAGAAAAGGGCAUAGAGUGGCAAACCACCGUAGGGUACAACAGCAAACAAAAUGGACGGGUAGAGAGAAUGAACAGGACCCUUGGAGAGAAGAUGAGAACGUUGCUAAUGCAGAGGAGACUACCGAAGAAGUUCUGGCCAUACGCGAUCAGAGCUGCAGCGUUCAAAAUAAACCUCACUCCGAGCGUUGAUAAUGAAUUCCCUUAUCAAGCGAUGUUUGGCAAGUCGCCGGAACGAGCUUUAAAGCUCCUACGAGUGUUUGGUUGUCUGGCAUGGGUAAACAUACCCAAAGUUAAACGGGACAACAAGAAACUGGACCAGCGAGCCGUUGCAUCCAUUUUCUUAGGGUACAGUCUAGAGAGGAAGGGCUGGCUUUUCUACAGCCCGGACUACAAUCCGAACAUCUUCUGGAGCAAUUCAGCAAAAUUCAUGGAAUCAAAGUGCUGGUCAGACAGAACAGAGUGGCGACCGGUUGAUACAAAGGCACCCCCAAUGACGAUGACAGAAGAAAAUCUCGAAGAUCUAGGAUAUAACAAAGAAAAUAUAUUCGACGAAACAGAUGAAGAGCCACUACGAGAAUACAUGGAUAUGGAGUCAGACUCGGAAGAAAGAUUACGCGAAGGAAUAGCAGAGGUGAUGGAACAAGGACCAAUCGCCGAAACUCAAAUUGACAGCGAAUUUUAUGGACUCGUAGCGACGCGACCGGAACGGAGAAAGAACCUGGACCCAACCAUACAUGAAGCAAUGAAUGGAGAGGACAGAAAGCACUGGGAGGAGGCCAUGCGAAAGGAGCUGGAUGGAUUAGAGGCGAUGGGCACAUGGGAGAUAGUCGACCUUCCAAAGGGUGCAAACACCGUCGACACACGUUGGGUACUCAAGAUCAAAACCGAUGCAAACCUCGUGCCAACAAAGUUCAAAGCCCGGCUCGUGGCAAGAGGUUUCACUCAACGCGAGGGCAUCGACUAUACAGAGGUCUUCGCACCAGUAGCACCUAUCCAAUCCAUUCGAGGGGUGAUCGCGGUCGCAGCAGUACGAGAUUGGGAAAUGGAUUCUAUUGACGUAAAGCAAGCGUACCUGAACUCCACUAUACACCAUGAUGUAUACCUCAAGCCCCCAGUAGGAAUCGAAAUACCACCCGGAAAAGUGUUGAAGGUAGUGAAAGGACUGUACGGUUUGAAACAGUCGGGCCGAGAAUGGAACAUUGAGUUAGACUCACACCUCCGGACGAUCGGAUUUCAUUGCAUGCAGAGCGCUCCAUGCCUAUACUCAAGAGGGACAGGCGACAAGAUCACGAUCAUCACAGCAUACGUGGACGACAUGCUGAUAACAUCACCCAGUCGUGAGGAAGUAGACCGCGCAAAGCGGGAGAUCAUGGACAAAUGGGAGACGCAAGACAAUGGAAGGAUCAAAGAAUUUCUGGGUAUCAAGAUUAUACGUGAUAGAGGACGGAGGAGGAUAUCCCUGAGUCUAACGGCAUACAUCAAGGAAAUGGUGAACAAAUGGUUAGGAGGAGCAAACGAGAAAUCCUGGAUACCCAUGCUGAGUGUAGCAAACACCGCCGGAGGCGAGCGAUGUGAACCUAAGCGAGCAAAGAGGUAUCAAGAAUUGGUCGGCCAACUAUUAUGGGUCUCCAACACAGCCCGACCAGAUAUUGCCUUUGCCGUCGGCGUAUUGGCGCGAUAUAUGUCGAUCCCGAUCGACAGCGCAUGGAAGGCAGCUGUCCACGUGGUAAAGUACCUGAACCAAACGAACGAAUAUCAGUUGCACCUAGGAGGAGAGACAAACGAGCACUCGGAUACACCGGUAACGACGUAUACUGACGCAAACUGGGCAUCCGACCCCACAAAUGGACGAAGAAGUACCUCGGGGUCGAUAACAUAUGUGUAUGGAUGUCCGGUGAGUUGGAAAUCACACGUUCAGAAGUGUGUGGCACUGUCGGCAGUCGAAGCAGAGUUUGUCGCCGCUUCCGAAGCGGUACGAGAAACCUUAUUCUUCUCAUAUUUGCUCCGGGAUUUGGAGGCCACGGGCGUUCGGCCCGUACUAUACACAGACAGCCAGGGGUGCAUACAGGUGAGUAAAGACCCAGCCAAACAUUGGAAGUUAAAGCACAUCGACACACGGUAUCAUUUCGUACGCGAUCACGUACAAGAGGGCGAUGUGGAGAUCAAAUAUGUCGGAACGGCAAACAACGUUGCAGAUGUCUUGACAAAACCCUUACAGGGUCUUAACACCUCACGAUUGGCUAGGAUGAUAGGACUGGAGAUCCCGCCAAAGGGGGGAGUUGAAGAUGCGUCGGCAUCUCAAGCAAGGUGCACGUGUUACGGCCGAGACAUCGAGAUACGGGAGGCUCACAUAAGCGAGGAGCACAAUGAGGUACGCAAUUGUUGUCAUGGUGACAGCACAGUGGCACCCGGUAUCAUAGCAACACAGGGGUACAAAUGA